Messenger RNA from Aethina tumida (small hive beetle), 1114 nucleotides. RefSeq lists its product as uncharacterized. The transcript is spliced from 5 exons. Bases 225 to 974 code for a protein of 249 amino acids. The record is from RefSeq and is a predicted model, not a curated record. NCBI's taxonomy places the organism in Eukaryota, Metazoa, Arthropoda, Insecta, Coleoptera, Nitidulidae.
UUGAAUUAACUAAAAAAAACCUGAAAACUAAAAAUUAUUUAGUCGAUAACUUGUACAGGUAUUUACUUUCGUUUUUUAUUAAAACCAACCCGAGAUGGAGUUAUUAGCGGUGCAAUCAAAUCGCAACGGUCGCUCCGACAUCGCGCCGGUCUGCUCAUUGGACACACCCCCGACACGUGAGUGUGACUUGCGUUUUUUUAUUCCUUAAGAAAUAGUGAAGUGCAAUGCAAAAGUCCAGGAAAUCACAUUUCACGGACGCCGACUGUCAUACUCUCAUCGAUUUAGUGACAAAUUAUAAAAAUAUGGUUCAACCCACGGGAGUAUCGUUCAAUGAAAGGAUUCAAGCCUGGAAUGAAAUUACUCGGCUUUAUAAUGAACGUGUUAGGGUGCCGAGAACUACGAAACAACUGAAAUGCAAAUUGUACUGUUUGAAGAAGGACGUCUCUAUAUAUGAAGUAACGAAGAAGUUUGGCCAUCGUAAUCCGAUGAAACCUUCAACUCUGGUGUUGAUUGACAAAAUAAAGCGUAUUAACUCCGUACUGAAGGAAGAUUCUGACGGUAAUACAAAAGAAAAAAUAAUGAGGAACAUUCCUUUCAACUUCAAUAACAAGUCCAACGUUUGUUUCGUAAAAGGAGAACCAAUAGAGGACAAUUUUGAGAUUGUUGCGGAUGACAAUGUUCCGGAAACCGUAGAAAUAAACAAUGAAACUGACAAUAAUGUAUCAACUUCCAACGAUCCUUUUACGGAAUCGUUUGAAAUAUUGCCACCUCAAGGCACUUACGAUUGGUCUGAGGUACACAGGCAUAACGUGUUUAAAGAAGAAAUGAUGAAGAGGGAAGAGGCCCUGCAUUCUAAAAAAUUCGAAAUGGAAAAAAUUUUGAAUGAAGAAAAAAUUAAAAAUUUGAGGUUACAGAAUGAUAAGCUGUUAUUGGAAAUAACUCUAUUAAAAAAGAAAUUGUGUACACACUCCUAAAGUACAAAUAAGUUCUAUAUACAAAUCGAUGGCAGUUUAUUUUAAAAUAACUUAUUUAAAAAAUCAUUUUCUAAAAUAUUUGCCAACUGUCUAUGACAGUGAUUUGUAAAUUAAUUUAGAAUUAGAAUCCUAGGUUUAUU